This is a messenger RNA of [Torrubiella] hemipterigena, 1465 nucleotides long. Lineage: Eukaryota; Fungi; Ascomycota; Sordariomycetes; Hypocreales; Clavicipitaceae. The record is from the annotation of a GenBank genome assembly.
GAGAUGGAGUGGAUGAAGAAAUCAUCGGCUCACACCUCGCAACCCGGCUGCAUAGAACCAAUUGUAUCUCUUGCCAUUGCUCUUGCAAAGCGGAUAAUUCAAUUACUCCACUCGGGCUCCUUCCUUAUUAGGGCUCAGGCGCUACGUCUAACCUCGUUGUCUCCCACCUCACCGGCAGUUCAGAUCCAGAGCCUCGCCUUCGUCACACAAACGUCAACUCCGCCAUUAAUUGCACCUUUGUUCAGUGAGUAUGAAGCGAUCCGGAGAUACAUAUCCUUGGAUAUGAUGCAGGAUCAUAUGUCAUAUGUCGCCGAGGUAGCGUCAGUAAUGCCGUGUUCCACAGCGCAGGACGUCGCCACAGAGGCCGGCUAUGAUAGACAGUUGAAUUGCCGGGCUGUCAGUUAUGCUUGGUUUGAAAACGUGAGUGGGUGAUUAGAGAUGAAGAAUUGGGAGGCUCUGUCAAUCGAGACAAGCAAAACGCUUAGCUAUAAGAAUCCCUUGUCUUACAAGCCCAUAUCCCGCUUCCACCUGACCAAGCCAAAGAAUCACCAACUACAAUGAAGUCUUCUAUCUGCCUCGUAAUCGCAAGCUCUGCACUUGCACUUGCAGCCCCAACCUCCAACGAGGCCCGAACCAUUUACACUUAUGGUGUCAAGGACUAUGAGAAUCAGAAUGAGAAUGACAAGCGCACCAUUUACACUUACGGUGUGAAGGACUAUGAAAAUGACAAGGACAAGAGAACCAUAUACACCUACGGUGUUAAAGACUAUGAGAAUGAUAAGGACAAGCGUACUAUCUACACCUACGGGGUCAAGGACUACGAGAAUGAGAAGGAGAACGACAAGCGCACCAUCUACACCUAUGGUGUGAAGGAUUACGAGAAUGAAGCCGACAAGGACAAGCGUACCAUCUACACUUAUGGAGUCAAGGACUACGAAAAUGACAAGGACAAGCGUACCAUUUACACCUACGGUGUCAAGGACUAUGAGAACGACAAGGACAAGCGCACCAUCUACACGUAUGGUGUCAAGGACUACGAGAAUGAGAAGGAGGCAGAGAAAUAAAUGAUGAAAUAUGUCUGAGAGGCGUGUUUACUCUGUAGUGUAGGGCAUAUCCUAUCUCUUCAUUCAUAGAACACAUUCACUUAGUCAGUCCGUAUUUUGCUACUCACGAAACACAUUCAUUUAGUUGGAUACAUACCCAAGUAACAAUAGCAUCAGGUCUUGUAUCAUAGUUGGUCCAAAACUGACCAUUGGAGAAGUCGUUUUAGAUAGGGCACGUGCGAUGUCCCCAAAAACGGUUAGAGCAUGGGGCAUGAUGCCACUCUGCACCGGCCGCGGUUAGUCUCCGGGGAAGUAGGCUGACACGACCAGUGAUCCGACUGGCCGCCUCUGCAUCACCAACCAAGUGUUAUCUCCAGAUAAGCCAAGAUGCAUCCCGAAGAGACCCGGUGUAGUGGCGUCCA